This is a messenger RNA of Colletotrichum navitas, 2718 nucleotides long. RefSeq lists its product as uncharacterized. NCBI's taxonomy places the organism in Eukaryota, Fungi, Ascomycota, Sordariomycetes, Glomerellales, Glomerellaceae. The record is from RefSeq and is a predicted model, not a curated record. The transcript has a single exon. Bases 465 to 2345 code for a protein of 626 amino acids.
AUACCCGAGGUGGAAGGUCGCACUCGCGGAUUAAGGUCCCAACUCCCAACGAAACAUGUUUUUUAUUUGUGCAUACAAUAAAUCUAAACCUGCAAUGCCCCAACAUUUUCUAUGGACUGUCUACCGUAGCGGCGACAUUACUUUCGAAUGCUGCUUGGACCGUCAGCCAGCCUGCGUUUGUAUGAGGGCGUGGCUGGUGUUGCUGUGGCGCUAGCUCCCCAUCGGCUUUCAAUUUGGGGGUGGGUCGCGACCCGGCUCGAGCAAGGUUCGAGUUCGCGACGCGUCCCGCUCACAAGCAUUUCCCUCCCACACCACAUCAAAAUAUCACGAGACUCCGCCAUCCCAUCCUUAUCUUGGUGUGACCCCUUAGCUUGACGUGAACCGCGCCGGACCUCUCCUUCGAUACCCAAGCUACACAGACCACUCGGACGUCAAGCCAGGUUCACCAACGACAAAUCGAAGCUAUGCCGAGGCCCAAACGAGCGCGUCGCGCGCCACCCGCCCCCGUCGCCGUCGCGGCACCGGAGGAAAAGUCGAGCCCCGCGCCUGCCUCGGGCAGCGACAUCUACAGCCACAGCGAUCGUGAACACUCGGUCAUUCGGAAAGAGCUCGAAGAGGAGGAUGGAGGCAGGUCGUCCCGCCUCGCGGGGCGUGCGUCUGCGCGUCUGAGCCGGAGCGCCAGUUUGCGCCAGAAGCAGGCGUUGGAGGAGUCGGCCCACGCGCGUGACGAGGCCAUGAGCAGGCUGGAGGACGAGCUCGGCAUGUCGUAUUCUAAGGAAAAGACGGAGGGUGACCAGAGGCAAAAGUCUGACUCCUCGCUGGAGCUGGAGUUGAGCAGGAAGACGCGCGAGACGCCGGUACAGAACCGGAGGGACACGACAGGGCUGGAUUUGGACGAAGAAAUGUUUGAGGGUCUCGACACCACGCUCGGCGACGACGACGAUGCCGCUGCGCCACGUUCGGACAUCUCAACAUUCAGCGUCACCUCUACAUUCAGUGUCAGUCACUUUAGGCGCCGGGGCCGCGCGCCGAGCAUCAGUAUCAACAGGGAUGACGCGCCUAUUAGGCCAAGCAGUCGCGGUGUUGGUAGCACCCCUGGCAUCAGCUCGACGUUCAACAUCGGACUGUUCAAGCGCCGGCAGAGAGAACCGAGUAUAUUGGGUACGGCCCAAAAGGAGCGUGCGCAGCGGCCGAUCGAGCUAUCGUCCGGUUCCGACUCUGACGAUGAGGCCGACGACGGCUUUGACCCCGAGGCCGAGUCGACGCCUCUCCAGAAGCGGCGUAAAACACAACCGCUGGCAGCAGAGCCUGAGUCGGAGUCACAGCAGAUCCUCGCUCCAGACUCACAGCCCGGACAGAAGGACGUGGCGCCCCCUUCAAGUACCACAACGCGCAAACGCAAAAGUACAGAGAGUUACGCGGAGAGCGACCGACCGGGAAAGGCGUCACGGACGGAGCCUGAACAUGAGCCUGAGCCUGAGCCCGUGCCUGAUCUAGGGGAUGGCGAUAGCGACUCGGAGCUUUCAGACCUGCCCUCACCGGUUCUCACGCCCACGCGGCCGUCCAUGUUCCCUCAGCCGACGACGCCGAACCGGGACGAGAUUAUGGCACCUCCCGAGAGCAGCGGCUCUGAGGGCAGUGAGGGAAUCUGGCCUGACAUUCACACCCUCGCCAAGCAGCGGCGUCGUCGUGCCUCGCCGGUUACGCCGACGCGAGACGGCAACGUGUCCGACGCCUCUUCGCCGCCUUCCCUCACGCACUCCCCCAACUUCCCAGCGACGAGGAACAAGUCCCGACAGAAGAAGCAGGGCAAGUCCCCCAAGGUCACAACGGCGGAUCUCACCGGGCUGUUGCCCCGCAGACGCCACAAAAAGGCCCGAGACCCAUACAGCGUGAACGACACGGAUGAGGAAGAGGUCGACGCCUCGAACCUCGCGGAGCACGACGACGAGCUCUCCUACGUUGACUCGCGUACUCGUUCCCGGCGUGCAAAGGCAGCGCCCCGCGACCUCGGCACGGCGAAUCGGCCGGCCUCCCGCGGCGCCAAGGCAGCCGCGUCGGCUGAAAGGCCGAGGGCGGCGACGCGCUCAUCGACGCGCACGUACAGCCGUCGUCUGUCGGACAAGGAUAACGAGGCAGAGGAAGAAACGACAGAGGCCGGGGCCGAGGGCGACAGCUUCGCCCCCGUCCCGGAAGACGUCCCGGAGAGCCAGGACAGCAGCGACCCGACCCGCAGCGCCGACGAGCUGAAGAAGGCGGCGCGCAAGUUCAAAGAAGUCGAUCGCUGGGAGCUCGAGUUUGAGGAGGUGACGGAGGGCUCGUCGCCGAACCGGGAUGCGCGGUGAAGAGGACCAGGGGGUGGCAGUCUAAAGUUCUUUUUUUUUUUUUUAAGGUCCUCUUUUUUCCGUGGGAAAACAAACGGGACGACGAUGAAACUUUCAAAAGGGCGUGGGCGGCGGCCUAACUGGGUUUUUAUUUUUAUGUUGCUCGUGUUGCCUGAUGUGAAGUCGGAAAUACCCGCACCGACGCUGCUGGGCGUUCCAUGUGUGGUCGAGCUGUUGUGGGCACCCCAAACGUACGCACUGCGCGAUUGCUUUUGCCGGAGAUUUGGGCGUUCUGAUGCGUGUCUCGUCGAAAGCGUUCUCUUACAAUAGGGAGUGCGGUGGCAAUCAGUUACAGGAACCAAAGGAGGUACUUUAUCCAGCGAAUUCGAUAACG